AUGUUUGGGUUAUCGGGAUUUUGGGACCUUCGCUUAUUUUAUUACCAGUUUGGGAACAGACAGUGCCGUAGAUACGUUCAAAUUGCAAAAUUACAAAUAUUAUAAUAAAAGUUAUCUCCAAAGCCACUUAUCGUCAAAUAAAGAAGAGACGGUUUCUAGAUAACAACGUUAUAAAUUCUGGUAAGUUUCCUCCAUUGGAAUCUAUUACCUGAUAGCACUAGUACUUUAAAUAUUUUGGAGAAAGUAGGAUAUGCUUAAUAUACUUAAUUAGAUUACAAAGAAUAGUAAUGUUGAGCUGAUGCUAGGAGGAAAGCUAUGACAAACUCAUACGGGACGGUUAGAAUAAAGAUAAAAGAGACUUAAAAACUAGACAUAUAUGACUCUAGGUAUCUAUAUUGGUAUGGGGAAUGCAUUGCAUGCUGGAAUCCAGGAGGAACCAUUGUUGGGAGGAGGAUCUAAUAGUCGGUGUAUUGGUUAUGAUUAUGCUAUGAUUGCGUGA
Messenger RNA from Debaryomyces tyrocola, 499 nucleotides. The record is from the annotation of a GenBank genome assembly. NCBI's taxonomy places the organism in Eukaryota, Fungi, Ascomycota, Pichiomycetes, Serinales, Debaryomycetaceae.